This is a messenger RNA of Dendroctonus ponderosae (mountain pine beetle), 2737 nucleotides long. RefSeq names its product vasoactive intestinal polypeptide receptor 2. Bases 266 to 1978 code for a protein of 570 amino acids. Lineage: Eukaryota; Metazoa; Arthropoda; Insecta; Coleoptera; Curculionidae. Gene Ontology annotation, molecular function: G protein-coupled peptide receptor activity; peptide hormone binding. The record is from RefSeq and is a predicted model, not a curated record. Gene Ontology annotation, cellular component: plasma membrane. Gene Ontology annotation, biological process: adenylate cyclase-modulating G protein-coupled receptor signaling pathway; cell surface receptor signaling pathway. The transcript is spliced from 13 exons.
AGUUAAUUGGUAACUAUUGAGAACGUUCCAAUUGACAGAAGUUUUACCUGAACCUUAUCAACAUGUAAAUUCAGAGAACAAAUUAAUGUACGUCCAUGUGAAAAGUAGCUGAUAAUCUCCCAAGUGGAAUCAAUCUUAAGUGAAUAUCAGUGCAAAGAUAAAUGUACGAUUUAACAACAAUUUAAUUUUUUUCAAAACUGGAUAAAUCGUUUAUAAAUAACUCGUAAUCAUAUUUCUUCCGGAGUAUCGUGGGCGCUAAAUAAAAAUGAAAUCUAAUAAUCAGCACAUUAAAACAGUGCAACACCGACUGGAAAAGGCCGCAAAUGAAACACGGAUAGAGUGUAUUUCGAAAUACAGCCAUGAAUUGAGACUGGAUACACAAAAUAAUCCUUAUAUCGAGCCACUAACGAAAAAAAUUAUGUGCCCUCCAUAUUUUGACACAAUCAUCUGUUGGCCUCCUCAGCUCCCAAAUACAACAGCGUCCACAUCGUGUCCAUCAUAUGUCUUUGGAUUCAGUAAAAUACAGAAUGCUACACGAUUUUGCCUUGAAACUGGCCAGUGGUUGGUUAAUGCAAAAGGAAUGCCUUUUACGAAUUUUUCUACGUGUGGCAACAAAACUGCUACAGUUUUCGUUAAAGAAGACUUAGUUUCACAAAUGCCAACUUACGACAUUUCAGAAGAAACCGUGGAUUUAAUUAUGGGAAUAAGCGAAACUGGAUACGCCAUAUCACUGAUCACUCUUCUAAUCGCUUUCACGAUUAUGUUUAAAAUAAAGAAACUUCACUGUGCAAGGAACAUUCUACAUAUGAAUCUCUUCGCUUCAUUCAUUUUGAGAUCAUUUAUGCAUAUUAUGAAAAACUCGCUAUUCAUGGAUGGACUGGGCCUGUCCAAGGAUAUAGUUGAACGAAAUGGAUCGAACGUUUUUCACGUUCAAGCUGAUGGAAACAACUUUGAAUGCAAACUGAUUGUUAGUCUAGUACAGUACUUUACAACAGCAAACUACUCAUGGAUACUAAUGGAAGGGCUAUACUUAAACAACUUGAUUUUGCGUGCUCUAUUUACAGAUUCCAAUAAGAAUUUGAUUUACUAUAUUACUUUCGGAUGGGGACUGCCCCUGUUGGUUGUUGUACCAUGGGUAAUAGCUCGCAUCCUAUUUGACGACACUCUUUGUUGGACCACUAACGACAAUUUUGAAGUGUUUCUUAUUAUUAUUAUUCCAACAUUUACAUCUGUCUUGGUGAAUCUGGUUCUGUUCGUAAUCAUUUCCGUCGUGCUUUACAACAAACUAAAAUCUCCAAUCAAUGAGGAUUCCAGAAGGUACCUUAAAUGGGCCAAAUCCACCUUGGUUCUGGUGCCUCUGUUCGGCGUCAAUUAUGCCAUUUUCCUGAUUUUCUACUUCUUGAAUGAGCAAACCAUUUGGAUGGUUGGUGAUGCCCUUUUCGGCAGUUUUCAAGGUUUUUUUGUGGCAAUACUCUACUGCUUUUUGAAUGGUGAAGUGAAAGCCGAGAUCAAGCCCUACAUGAGCACCGUUUUGGUAUUCCUGGCAACAAACUGCGUUACAAAACAUUGUUUUCCCAGCCGCGAAAAAUAUCUAAGCUCAGCCGUCGGACGACAAUCAGUUUGCACGACGAUGUCUUGUAGCUCUUUGUACAACAACGGCGUGUGUCAUCGCAACAGCAAAACCAAAUUUGAUCAACUCUCCAAAAUCAAACUCUCCAAUCUCCAUGAAGAUAACUCGAAGGAAUUGUUCAUACCAAAUGGUGUGCGCCAUUCAGUUCCCAAAACUGGAUCAGUUGGCCAUUAUGUACCAAAUUUAACAUUUAUCCACGGAAGAUAUCCAAUGAAUGCAACCACGAAUUUUGAUACAUCGGCCAACGACACGCGUCCACAUCACUAUUCCCAAAAUUUACCAACAUGCGAGGAAGAAGUUUGCAUGUUAGAAGAUUCUAAAAAGCCACAAGAUAUGAAUACGAACUGAAGCACCUAUCAAUACGUAACUUUCUACUCCAGAUACAGAGUUUUCUAAUAAUGCUGGACUGUAGCGGUAAAAAAAAUGAGUUUUUUUAAAGCCGCAUUUGCAACUACAAUUAAAAAAUGUACAUCUGUCGCAAUUGGUUUCUGUACAGAUUUAUCAAUAUCUUAAACUGUCCUGUCUAAAGUGUAAUGGAAAAUGCGAAUUUCCAAACCAAAAUAUCCUGUAUAGAUUAGAUAAUUCUGAAGAAAUCGCAGAUGAUCACUUUCCCAACACAUCCAGAAUAAAUAGCUACCAAAUAUAUGUCACGAAAUUCACAAUCAUAUUGUGAGUGCUACUGAAAGUAAAUUAACUGUGCUAUAUAUUAAGUUAAAUUAGAUCGUAAAAGUUAGUAUUAAAAGUGACCAUAUAUGUAAAAGCUAGAUAUUUAUUUAAACAUAUUUCUUCUAAUCAUAAACUAAAAUUAAUCUGAAUGUAAACAAGGUAAUCACUAUGUGAUAUUUUUUACCAGUAGUUUGAUUGUAUAACAUUUUACUACUACUUGCUCCACACCUAUGAGUCGAUACUUUUUCGAAAAGUCGAAAAUUUAACUAAGACGGUAAAAAUUAUAUGUUCAAAUACGUAUUUGUAUCAUUCAAAAUAUGUUUAGCUUGUAAGCCAAAAGACCAUGUAAAUCAAUUCCGACUUUUAAAAAACAGACCCGAAUAAUUUGUUUUAGUUGAUGUAUGCAACACAUAUCUGUAAAACAUGAACUAGCUAUGUGUA